Papaver somniferum (opium poppy) is the source of this 1836-nucleotide messenger RNA. RefSeq names its product B3 domain-containing transcription factor VRN1-like. Bases 1 to 1836 code for a protein of 611 amino acids. NCBI's taxonomy places the organism in Eukaryota, Viridiplantae, Streptophyta, Magnoliopsida, Ranunculales, Papaveraceae. The record is from RefSeq and is a predicted model, not a curated record. Gene Ontology annotation, molecular function: DNA binding. The transcript is spliced from 6 exons.
AUGCAGCAACAUGUGUCACUUCACUUCCACAACAACAUGAAGAAACUAAAUGAGAUGCCACAUACUUGCAUUUCCUGGUUUGCUGCUUUGUUCCUUUUCUACUUGACUCUGGAGAUCAGCCAUAGCAGCAUUCUAACACGACUCCCAAAAGAAUUUACCGUCAAGUACGAGAAGGAAUUGUCUGACCAUGCAAUUAUUAAGGUUCCCAAUGGUAUCUGGCAUAUAGGAUUGAGGAAUGCAGAAGGUGUAAUAUUGUUUGAAAAUGGUUGGCCAGAAUUUAUGGAGUUUUACUCCAUUUGUGUUGGACGUGUUAUACUUUUCAGAUAUGAUGGGAAUUCAGAAUUGCAAGUUCAUAUAUUUGGCAUUGAUGCUAGUGAGAUAGAUUACCCAUCUCAUACCAACAACACCAAUCAUGAAAUUGAAAUGACAUCAACUCAUACGGAUGAAGACGAAGUUAAAGUAGCUUCCACACAUUCCGGCAGUACCCAAAGCAACGAUGAACCUUCCAUGUCAAGUGAAUCCUUUCUUAACCAGAAAGAAUAUCCUGGCGGACAUGUACUUCCCAAGAAACCACGAAAACAAAAAAGGGUUAUUCCUAAAAGGUUUCAUACAAAGGAAUUCAAGGCAACACUUGAAGCAGCUGAAGCAUUUCACUCUGAGAAUCCAUCCUUUAAGAUCAUGUUGCAAGCCUCACAUAUAAAAAAAGGAUGCAUGAGGGUGCCUGUUACUUUUGCAAACUCAUAUUUUGGAAACAUAACACGGAUAACGACCACUCUUAGUAUUUCAGAUGGGAGAAUCUGGGAAGUCGGAUAUCUUUCUCGAACAAUAACUGAAAAAACUGAAAAAACGCUAUCCAAGGGCUGGCCCAAAUUCGUUGCAGAUGAUCAUUUGAUGGAAGGCGAUGCUUGUGUCUUUGAACUAGUAGAUAGGAAAAACAUCAAGAUGAAUGUUCACAUUUUCCGACAACACAAAACAUUCAGUAAGCUUACUCCUAAAAUAAGACACUAUACUGCAAAAUUCCAGGCAACACUUGAAGCAGCCGAGGAGUUCACAUCUGAGAAAAUAAUGCAUUAUACUGCAAAAUUCCAGGCGACGCUUGAAGCAGCCGAAGAGUUUACGUCCGAGAAUCCGUUCUUCAAGAUCGUUAUGCAAGCCUCGUAUAUAGAAGGACAAUGGGCGAGGGUACCUGCGGACUUUGUAAUCUCAUAUUUCACAAACAUAACACAGAUGGUGAUCACUUUUAGGGUUUUAGAUGGGAGAACUUGGGAAGUCGGAUAUGUUUUUAAAGCACCAACUGGCAGAUGGCUAUCUCAAGGCUGGCGCAAAUUUGCUGUAGAUAAUGAUUUGAAGGAAGGUGAUGUCUGUGUCUUUGAACUAGUUGAUAGGAAUAAAAUUGAGAUCAUUGUCCGUAUUUUCAGACAGCAAGAACCAUUUUCCAAGAAGAUUACUCCUAAAUCAAGUUAUUAUACUGUGGAAUUCCGGGCAACGCUCAAAGCAGCCGAAGAGUUUAGGUCUCAGAAUCCGUUCUUCAAGAUUGUUAUGCGAGCCGGACAUAUAAAAGGAGGAAUGACGGUGCCUGCGGAUUUUGCAACCUCUCAUUUGACAAACAUACCGCGGAUUGUAAUUACUCUUAGAGUUUCUGAUGGGAAAACCUGGGAUGUCAGAUACGUUUCGCGACCACCAAAGGUUAGAGGAAGGAUAUCUCCGGGCUGGCGUAAAUUUGUUGCCGAUAAUGAUUUGAGGGAAGGCGAUGUCUGUGUCUUUGAACUAGUUGAUUUUCGGGAAAAAAUCAAGAUGAAUGUUCACAUUUUCCGACCCGUACAAGGUAUGGUAUAG